Messenger RNA from Pocillopora verrucosa, 870 nucleotides. Its product is annotated as carboxypeptidase A4-like. The record is from RefSeq and is a predicted model, not a curated record. Gene Ontology annotation, molecular function: metallocarboxypeptidase activity; zinc ion binding. Gene Ontology annotation, biological process: proteolysis. NCBI's taxonomy places the organism in Eukaryota, Metazoa, Cnidaria, Anthozoa, Scleractinia, Pocilloporidae.
AUGAAAGCUACCGGUCAAAGCUCAAAUAUUGUACGCAUGCACAGUCUUGGCAAAUCAUAUGAGAACAGGGACCAAUAUAUACUUCAGAUUCAAGCAAACCAUCAAGUAAUCAAGCCGCUGGUGUUUAUAAAUUGUGGAACACAUGCUCGAGAGUGGAUUUCUCCAGCCUCCUGUAUCUACAUCAUUGAUCAGAUUGUUUCCCAGUACGGGAAGGACCCCAGCGUGACAGCCUUGCUGGAUAAAAUAGACCUCGCCAUUGUACCCGUAUUUAAUGUUGAUGGCUACGUUUACACCUGGACUCAAGAUCGUUUAUGGCGAAAAAACCGAAGUCCCAACCACGGAUCCUUGUGUUUUGGUACCGAUUUGAACAGAAACUGGCAAUUUAGUUGGGGAGAUCACGGGGCUUCUGAGAACCCUUGUUCAUUUAUUUACCAGGGUUCAUCAGCCAUGUCUGAGAAAGAGGUUCAGAACUUAGAUCGCUUUUUGAAGUCUCAGCUGAAGAGGCUUGCGGGAUUCCUUGAUGUUCACAGUUACAGUCAAAUGUGGAUGAUUCCGUGGGGUUUUGCGAAGGAAAAUAUCAAAGAUUACGAUGAACUUAUGCGUGUUGGGAAAGCCGCAGUGGAUGUUAUAAAGUCCAUGGAAUUUAGCACAACUUAUGAUUUGGGUCCCUCAUCUAGACUGUUAUAUAUCAAUUCCGGGAGCUUAACCGAUUACGUCUAUGGUGGCUUGAAAGUGAAAUACUCAUUUGCAGUUGAAUUGCGAGAUCAGGGAAAGUUUGGAUUUGUCUUGCCAGCAUCACAAAUAGAACCUACUGCUAAGGAAUUAUUUGAAGGAUUAAAGGCUAUGGUCAGGAAAAUGCACAUAGGAUAA